AAAUUUCUCUGUGAUUGGUUGGUGCAGGAUUUCAAACCCGAGCCGGAGGCGCGGUGCCGCUCUGCCGUUGGGUGAGGCGCGGAGGGAAGUAAGAGGAAGGCGGCUCAAGUGGGUCCAGGCGGACCGGGCCAGGUGGGCGCUAAAGGCUGCGAGAACAGAAAGAUGGAUACGACGAUGCUGAAUUUGCGGAAUCUGUUUGAGCAGCUUGUACGCCGGGUGGAGAUUCUCAGCGAAGGAAAUGAACUCCAAUUCAUCCAGUUGGCAAAGGACUUUGAGGAUUUCCGUAAAAAGUGGCAGAGAACAGACCACGAGCUGGGGAAGUACAAGGAUCUUUUGAUGAAAGCAGAGACUGAGCGUAGUGCUCUGGAUGUUAAACUGAAGCACGCACGCAAUCAGGUGGAUGUCGAGAUCAAACGGAGACAGCGAGCUGAGGCUGACUGCGAGAAGCUGGAAAGACAGAUUCAGCUGAUUCGAGAGAUGCUCAUGUGUGACACAUCGGGCAGCAUUCAACUAAGCGAGGAGCAAAAAUCAGCUCUGGCUUUUCUCGGCAGAGGCCAGCCGUCCAGCGGCAAUGCUGGGAACAAAAGAUUAUCAACUAUUGAUGAAUCUGGUUCCAUUUUAUCAGAUAUCAGCUUUGAUAAGACUGACGAAUCGCUGGAUUGGGAUUCUUCUUUGGUAAAGACUUUCAAACUGAAGAAGAGAGAAAAGAGGCGCUCUAGUAGCCGACAGUUCAUUGAUGGUCCCCCAGGACCUGUAAAGAAGACUCGUUCCAUUGGCUCCACAGUAGACCAGGGGAAUGAAUCCAUAGUUGCAAAAACUACAGUGACUGUUCCCAAUGAUGGCGGGCCCAUCGAAGCUGUGUCCACAAUUGAGACUGUGCCAUACUGGACGAGAAGCCGAAGGAAAACAGGUACAUUACAACCUUGGAAUAGCGACUCCACCUUGAGCAACAGGCCUCUGGAGCCAAGGACUGAGACAGAGAGUUCUGGCACUCCACAGAGCAAUGGAGGGAUGCGCUUGCAUGACUUCGUCUCUAAGACGGUUAUUAAACCUGAAUCUUGUGUUCCAUGUGGAAAACGGAUAAAAUUUGGCAAGCUGUCUCUGAAGUGUCGCGACUGUCGUGUGGUCUCUCAUCCAGAAUGUCGGGACCGCUGUCCCCUUCCCUGCAUUCCUACCCUGAUAGGAACUCCUGUCAAGAUUGGAGAGGGAUUGCUAGCAGAUUAUGUGUCUCAGACUUCUCCAAUGAUCCCCUCCAUUGUUGUCCAUUGCGUAAAUGAGAUUGAGCAGAGAGGGCUGACUGAGACAGGCCUGUACCGGAUCUCUGGCUGUGACCGGACAGUGAGAGAGCUGAAAGAGAAGUUCCUCAGAGUGAAAACCGUACCCCUCCUCAGCAAAGUGGAUGACAUCCACGCUGUCUGUAGCCUCCUGAAGGACUUCCUCCGAAACCUCAAAGAACCCCUUCUGACUUUUCGGCUAAAUAAGACUUUCAUGGAGGCGGCGGAAAUCACAGAUGAGGACAACAGCAUAGCUGCCAUGUACCAGGCUGUUGGUGAACUGCCCCAGCCCAACAGGGACACAUUAGCUUUCCUCAUGAUUCACUUGCAGAGAGUGGCUCAGAGUCCAAACACUAAAAUGGACGUGGCCAAUCUGGCUAAAGUCUUUGGGCCCACCAUAGUUGCCCAUGCUGUGCCCAAUCCAGAUCCAGUGGUAAUGUUGCAGGACAUCAAGCGUCAGCCCAAGGUGGUAGAGCGCCUGCUUUCCCUGCCCCUGGAAUACUGGAGUCAGUUCAUGAUGGUGGAACAAGAGAACAUUGACCCCAUGCAUGUAAUUGAAAACUCAAAUGCCUUUUCAACACCACAGACUCCGGAUAUUAAAGUGAGUUUACUGGGGCCCGUGACCACUCCUGAGCAUCAGCUCCUCAAGACUCCUUCAUCUAGUUCCCUGUCGCAGAGAGUGCGCUCCACCCUCACCAAGAACACCCCCAGAUUUGGGAGCAAAAGCAAAUCUGCCACCAACCUAGGACGACAAGGCAACUUCUUUGCUUCUCCAAUGCUCAAGUGAAGCCCUGUGUCCUGUUGCUUGCCAGCAUUUACUGACUGCAAGGAAGGCCGCACCUUCUCUCCGCAGCCUCUUGUACUCAUUACUACUUUUAGCAUUCUCCAGGCUUUUAAUCAAGUUUAAUUGUGCACGGGGGUUUUAUUAAAACUAUAUAUAUCUC
This is a messenger RNA of Lontra canadensis (Northern American river otter), 2218 nucleotides long. RefSeq names its product Rac GTPase activating protein 1 (gene RACGAP1). Lineage: Eukaryota; Metazoa; Chordata; Mammalia; Carnivora; Mustelidae. The record is from RefSeq and is a predicted model, not a curated record. Gene Ontology annotation, biological process: signal transduction. The transcript is spliced from 17 exons. The coding region runs from base 163 to 2061 and encodes 632 amino acids.